UCAUUUGGUUGCAGGAAGAAGCGCUUUAAGGCUGAAAUUCAAGUUCGCUAUCACGAUCAGGACACUGCAGUGAGAAGGAGCGAAAAGCUUAUUACCGGUAAUGGGCUGUAUUAAUGUGACUAAUGUUGAUAAGCAAGAUGGUCACGACGAUUUCAACGUGGAUGUAGGUGAUUUGUGCUGAGGAUUUCGAUGUCAGCGAUAAGCCAGCAAUAUCUUCAUCUGUAAGCUUAAAUACUCGUCAUUAUGAAAGAUUGCAAAGAGCAGAAGAUACAUGGGCUAAGUUACGGCAAGCUGCUCUUUCGACCGGGCGUCUGGAAAAGCGGGAAACCGGAAUCCGGAAUAGGAACGGGAAUAGGAACAGGAACAGGAACCGGAACCGGAAUGGGAAGAGAAACCUAUAUAAAAGCAGGGACAACAUUUACCUUAAUUUAAGUUACUCUGGAUUUAAUUCCUAUUCAGAUUAUAUACAAAAAAUAAGGGAAAAAAUGGAAUAUGACCCGGAAUAGGAAGGGGAAUAUUAACAGUGUAUAGAAAUAUGAAAAGAAAAAGAUAUAAUCGUGAUAUAAAUAAAAAGCCAGAGAAAUAAUUAAAGAAACAAGAAAACACCCUUGAAAUGUUAAUCUAAUUAACCUUUUUUUAUCUUUAGCCUAUGACACAUUGUGUUUUCAUGUCAAGCAUAAUAGCGAACCUAAGCAACGAGAACGCUGACCGUCGCUUGAUGGAACGCUUCUGUCUCACACAACGAAUCUGAAUUCUUCCUCUUACCUUCCACUGUGCGAAUUUGUUGAGUAAGCAUCGAAAGAGAGAAGACAUCCACUUCCAGUUUCCAUUUUUAAUGUCCUGGACGUCAACGUUCUGGUUGCUUAUUAAGGUCCCUAUUGCACUCGGUUGAGGUAGAUGAAGUGCAGGCUGGGAUGGGGAUGGGGGGGGGGAGGGGGAGGAGGUACGUGUUAAUACCCUUUUUAAGCUGUGGACUAUCUAUAUCUGGCUAACUUCCCAAUUUAGCACAGUACAAUAUAUCUAUGCAGCAAACCCGAGGUGUAUGGCAGCCCAAUAAACGUCUCCGAUGGGUGUCUCGUUUACACAUGGUCUGACAAAUAAUAUUAACAUGUUAUAAACUCCUUCCCGUGAGAGACAAAAGGAACCUUAAGAUCUGACAAAGGCAACGCCAGCGAAAACGCCACUGAGAAAUUGAAUUCGGGUCUUAAUUCAAACUAUUUCUCAUUAAUUCCAAAUUGUCCAGUCUUUUAGAGGGUUGGAAAUUAAGCUGGAAACCGCGUCCGAGCUCAGAAAGACACAAUAAAAUUUAUCCCCUGCCGUUCACGUUCUCAAGAGAACUUAAGAUUUGAUCAUUUACGUCGUAGUUGUGCAUAGGCGGUGAAGAAAUUGACAGAAAGCGCGAGGCACUCGCAAAGCUGUUGCUUCCGGCUUUUUCUACCUUCUCGUUGCCGUAAUAAAAAGAGAUUCGGGGGGGGAAGCAUGAUACCAGACUAGUUUUCUUAUUUUUUUUGUAUAAAUUAAAUUAGAAUUAAAAUAAUUUAAAUUAAAUGAUGUCCCUGUUCUUGUAUCGGUUCGCCUUCACAUUACGGUUCCUGUUCCGUUGGUGUUUCCGGUUCCGGUUCCGGUUCCGGUUCCUGUUCCCAUUCCCGUUCCUAUUCCGGAUUCCGGUUUCCUGCUUUUCCAGACGCCCCUUUCGACCACUUUCUAGAAGGAAGGUUCGUUUGUGAACAGCACGUUACUGAGGUGUCACUUCUGUGACUCGGAAAGUGGCAUUUGUCAUUCCUUGGACUGUAGUGCAACAGCAAAGUUUUGUGAAUUUUGUGCUACAUCAAUGCACACCGAAGUAAAUAUUCUCCAUAGUGUGGAAAUUCUUAAGGUACGUAAGUUGGUCUGAAGGUUUCCACAACAGAGUAGAUUCGUAGCUGCCAGACUCUUAAUUACCUGCUUCACCCGGCUGCUUUAAAUCUUUGUACUUGUAAAGCUGAUGUUUAUAAGCUUAAAAUAGCCCCAGAUUUUAUUUGUCAUUUUUCAUCUUUGAACUAUGUUGCUUGUCAGUUAUUACAAUGUCUUUUAACUGGAGUAUUUACCAAAUGUUAAUAUCUGCAGUAGCAGGCCAGGUUUUGCUUUUAGAUCCUUAAAUUAUGUGCAUUAGAAGCUCAUGGUUUCCUUGGUUGUUAUUUUUUUUUAGUAUUAAUGAAGUUAUAUCGUGCUUACAUUGUAAAUUACAAUGACUUUUGACCACCUUGCCAGAUCAGAGAUUAGUUUCUCUGAGAGCAAAACAAACAAACGUUAAGCUCGGCAAGAUAGGAUCGGAGAAAACUAAUAUCAUUCAUGUGUAUCACUUAAAUUAAGGAUCAUGCAGGGGAGUUUUAAAUCAAAUCACUUUGGUUUAUUAAUCUAUUUAAACACUAAAACAAAAUGACCUGUUAGUCAAUUAAUUAAUGUUUGAAUUUUUAUUCUUGGUUUAAUACAUAAAGUGCCAUAUACUAUCAUGACUUAUUGUUAUUCUAGGAGGAGAAUAUAAUUAUAUAUUUCCCUUUGAUCUUAGCAAGAACCCUGGUGCUGAACGGACAUCAGUGCCCAUCUGUUCAUUUUCGUAAUGUUUCUACCGUAGAUUCUCGAGGUAAGGAAAAAAGUCUUUUUAUGUGUCAACCCCAUGCAUGAUCUAGUAAAGCAGAUCAGAUGUAGCUCUAAAGCUGUUUUUUGUGUUUGUUCAAUAUAUAUGUAUGCGACUUUGCUUGUAAUUAGUUAAACAUGUAAUGGAAAAAUGUACAGUAUAACACUAAGCAGUAUGCAAUUUUAUAUUAACAAAAAUGUCAGACAUGAUGUACAUCCCUAAUAUUAAUGUACAAAAAGACGGAAUAGACGUACUGAACCAUAGAAGAAAACUGUAAUUUUAUUGUGACCAACAGUCAACCAACAGGCAACCUGACAGUGGGCCAACUGUUUAUCAACUGUCGAUCAACAAUUGGUCGACAGAUCUAGAUACAAUGCAUACCAUGGGUAUGAAUUGUCAUGAAAGUACUUAUAUAUAUAUAUUAGCCUGUUGUUUGGCUACUUGGUUUUUAUUGUUUUCUCUGAUUUAAUCUGGUGCCUAUGGUGUAUUAAUUAUCUUUGACAUGUAUGCAAGUGUUUAUAUAUGUGCACUGAUCUGACUGCAAUUGUUGUUUAACAAUUACUCAUAUAGCAUGAACAUCAGUUAAUAUCCCUUUUGUUUUUUCUUUCUUACAGGAUUUCAAGUGGUUGUUGCUGCUCAGUUUGUAGUUGUGAACCUGAUUUUUUACGUCUACUUAGGUUCAAUUUUUGGGUGCCACACCAACAAAGCCAGAGUUGGCUUCACAAUGGAUUUGAUGAAGUUGCUGCUCACCCUUAAUCUUGAAUGCCAAGUGGCUGUAAAAGAAUUUUGUUCUGCGAUUCAGACCCUUGUUAAUGAUAUUAUAUCCUUUCCGGUAUUAAGAUAGUUUAAAAAUUAUGAAAUUCUUUUCUCCUUUGCUUUUAAAAACUGUCAUAUUGUCCAUAUAUGCUGUGUCAGUCAGUUUACUUUACUUUCUUUUAGCUAGUUAACGAAUAAUAUUUAGCCAUAAGGUUUUUUUAUGUACUACUUUAGAACCAGAGGAAAUUAUAUCCAGUUAUUAUUGACAGUCUCGAAGAGUUCAGGUUAGUAAUAAGACUUAUUUAAUAUAAUAUUAUAGUAAUAGACUAGUUGUUUCCGUAUAUAUUAUUCAGUGAAGUGGAGGUGGCUUGUGGAUAUUUAGCGAGCUGCAUUUGAAGUGCUAGGUUAGGUGAAUAGUAUUGUUUUACUAUGUACACACUGUGCUAAAACAAUUACAUGAUAUAUAAUUGAGCUCACGAAUGAAACAGAAUUUAAUUGCCAUCUUUGUGAACAUCCAGAUCACAGCUUCUUCAUUAUAAAUAUGGUAGCAGAAUAACUGGUGUGAAUAAGCACUGGGUGGUUUGAGUAGCCAAACAAAGAGCAAAAAGCACCAAUUAUAUCCAUUUGUUAAGUGUAUAAUGAUACUUACUGUCAGUAGUUGAUAUUUUUAUGUCACAGCUGGUCUCUCCUAUAUAAAGAUGAAGCGAAGCUCCUAGCUAAUCAUAGUGCUCUAUUUUCAAUAAUCAUCAAUGUAGUUAUGCUAAUGGUAUGUAUUAUGAUAUCAGUGGUUGACAUUACCUUAUUGUCGAUUGGUGGUUGGAUAGUUAUCGCUGUAGAUGGUCAGUGAUUCGUCAAACCUGAUCAUGGUAUUGAUGCUACAUGUGUAUGAGAGGUGUGGCUGCACUGAGAAUAACCAAUGGGAUGUGAACUUUUAUUACAACAUUCCUUUUGUAGACAUCUUUUAAGGGAGUUAUUACAUGUAACACUCUUUCCCAUGUGGUGACCUGUACAUUGUACUACUGCAUAGACAAUAUUUAACUCUGAUGGUUCACUAACCAUUAGGUUACUUCUCAGCAUUUUGUAUUGCAUUGUCAUUUUGAAUCAGGCUGGAACGCGUUUUAUUUGAAUUGGAGAACACAGAUGGUGUAAGUCAGCGCUGUACCACUUCUUGUGUGGAGUAUACAACGGUAUGAGAUGCUGCUUGUGACGGAAGCAAAAAGGUGGCAUUGGUCGAUCUGCAUACUAAAGUUAUUGAGCGGUGGUUCUUGUUGAGUUUGAUAUCAUUUGAUAUAUGAUAAAAAGUGUAAUCAUAACUAUAACAAAGUUCUCAAAUCUGACUGGCUAUCAACUGUCCUGAUUUCAGCCUUAAUAGGACAGUACGCACCAUCACGCGCGCGCUUAAAUGUUUUUUUUUUUCAUUGCUAGCCGAAAAAAGAUUGGAAUUUCUUGUGUUUGGAUUUAAAAAAAGAGCCUUAUAUAUCACAAGUUUUGUUAAAGUUAUGAUUAAUUUUUAACAGAACUUCCUGUGGUCCAAUUUGGUCUGUAAUCAUGCUCAUGAUUAAACAAAUCAAACUCCCGCAACUCGGUUCUCCGAUUUUGUUAAGCACUCGUAUGAUUACAGACCGAAUUGGACUCCACUCAGUCGUGUUACCAUUACUAAUUGUUGCGGUUAUGAUUCCAAGCUGCUAGAACGCAUUCUUGAGAAACAAGGAUAUGUUCCGUUUUCAUGAAACGUUUGAUUUUAGUGACCCAUUAAAAGCAGUGUCUUUAUGAUUUCUUUAAACCUGCCAUCACGGCGCUAUCAACGUAGUACAGUUUUGCUUUGUCGAAAAUAUAGGCCAGGGCAUAAAAUAACUUGCUAGUCCUGAUGCUUUUGGGCUCGAGGACUAGACAAGUGUCAGGAAUUUCCCGUCUUAACAUUACGGGGUUUUGUCUUUUCACUUACUGUUUGAUUUUCUCUUUUUCUUGGUUUUUUCUUGAACUGUCCUCUGUCCUUAUCACUUAGAUGGCCAUGACCUUUCCAAACGGCUUUCCAAGCAGAUUUGUCCAGCAACAAAGAGCAUGCGAACCGCUCUAGAUAAAUUCAACAACCUAGAAUGCAGUAAUGCUUGCCCAUUCCCACGCUCCUUGGAGUUCGAUCAAGUGAAGAACCCGGAAGCAGACGUUGGGUUACGAUCGGAGUUUGUUGGUUCUGACUCGCCAGUACCCAUAACCGUUAGACGUAGAGCAAUCGAUCUGUACCAUCUGCUGGAUAGAGCUAAAGAAGAGGUGACCUUACUUCAGGAAGAGAUGAGAAACGUAGUUGAACACUUCAGCGGGCAGCACGCGACGUUUUCCAGUUCGUUAAAAGAUGCCACGAUAUCUCCUUUGUCCUUAGAGGAGUUAGGGAAAAAUAUAUUUCCGAAAAUGAAACUGGUGUCUUUGGAGGGGCAGCUUUUAGAGGUGAAAAGAGUUUUCCAAGGUCACAUCGGAGAAGUCUCUCUCCCGAACUUAAUUUUUGAUCGAAACAGUAUUCCGUUACAGGACGAUGAAAACGAGGCUGACGAAGUGUCUGAGUUGUUGCUAACCCUCCCGGAAACAGAGGAGGAUGAAGUGGACAGUGAAAAAGAAUGCGAGAGCGAUUAUGACGAUACCGACAGCACUUUUUUUAGUUCUUCGGGAAUAUUGCUUUAA
Porites lobata is the source of this 6046-nucleotide messenger RNA. NCBI's taxonomy places the organism in Eukaryota, Metazoa, Cnidaria, Anthozoa, Scleractinia, Poritidae. The record is from the annotation of a GenBank genome assembly.